Molecule: messenger RNA, 4843 nt
Organism: Micropterus dolomieu (smallmouth bass)
Lineage: Eukaryota; Metazoa; Chordata; Actinopteri; Centrarchiformes; Centrarchidae
Product: neuronal tyrosine-phosphorylated phosphoinositide-3-kinase adapter 1
Exons: 6
Coding region: 33-3140 (1035 amino acids)
Biological process (GO): phosphatidylinositol 3-kinase/protein kinase B signal transduction; neuron projection morphogenesis
Source: RefSeq, a predicted model, not a curated record
ACGUCCACUUCUCCCGAGUCUUCUUCUAUACCAUGAGCUCUGGCUCUGCCCAGGAUGUGGCAGUCGAGCAUUUCCUGCGUGACAUAGAGAGGCGAAGCAAGCGGCUGCACUGCGCUGUGAUAGGCUGCGAGGAGGAGCGACCCUGCAGCGACAUGAACCUGCUGUAUCGUAAGAGCCGUUUGGACUGGAGGCAGAAGGACCAAGAGGGAAGUAAAAAGAGCUCCACCCAGAACGACCCCUCAGCCACUGUUGGUAAAGUCAGAGACUUGGCUUCUUUCCGCCGGCACUUCCGGAUGGGUUUCAUGACCAUGCCAGCCUCCCAGGACCUCUCCCCUCACUCUUGUGCCUCAGCCAUGGCGCCACGCUCGCAGUCCUGCCAUGCUGUAGGUGCCGGGGAUACGAGUCUGGAGAACGGAGAUUAUUCCGACACCCAAUCCCAACAUGGAGGCCGCUGCCCUCCGGCCAAACCCAAACGUCACCCCAGCACUCGCCUCAGCUCCUCAUCCACUGACAGCAGAGGACUUCUUGAGACGCCGCCACCUCCUCCGUCCAAACACUCAGAGAAGAAAAAUGCCAUGAAAAAGUCUGACUCUGGAGAUAUUGGAUCAAAGAAGGUCCCUCCUUUAAAGCCCAAGAGAAGUCCCAGCACCCAGCUUUCCUUUGACCCCCUUCCUCCACGUGUGCCUCCUUCUGCCACAUCCUUGCCUUUCCAGGCAGCAGACUCUCAGAUUCAGACUGGAGACGGGGAGGAUGAGCCAGUCUAUAUAGAAAUGGUGGGCCAAGUGUUCACCAGAGAAAACCAGACGGCCACCCCUCACCCUGUCACCCCUGUGGCCACCACCCCUGACUCUGACUCAGACCAGAGUGAGGCCAUCUAUGAGGAGAUGAAAUACCCGCUGCAAGAGGACAGAGAGUCCCAGAGACACCUCCCUCCAAAACAUGAGAAACUGAGAAACUCUAAACACUUUCAUGUCACACCCUCCUCCUCCAGCAGCUCCUCCUCUCUGCCACGCCCCUCCUCUUCCUCUCCUUCCUACUCCAAACCCAAAGCCACCGUGUCAAUAUCCCAUUCAUCUCCUCUGCCUUCCUCAGCAUCCUCCACCCCUGUCCCCCAGGUCCUCUCUGCCAGUCCACACACCCCAAGAGCUCCUACUCCCUACCUGCUGCAAGGGAGUAAAUCCGAGCCUGAGUCCAACACGAAGAUCCCAGCCCCUUUCCCCAAUCUUCUCCAGCACCGGCCCCCACUGCUUGCCUUCCCUCAGCCGGCAGCAGCCUCCAGUGGGGUUGGGGUGCAAAACAAGGUGUCCGCUUCUGCUAAAAUGGGAACUCAAACAUCCAGCGUGACAACUCAAGCCAGCACCUCCUCUUCAACUUCUUCUAAUGUUCCAGUAUCCAAGGAGUCAACAGGAGGAAGUGCCACCCAGCAGGACAAACACAGCAGAGAUGCCCAGUUAGGCCCUGCUCCGGGUCUGAGAGCCAGGAGCCACUCCACACCUCUGCCUCCCUCCUCCAAAUCCACCUCCCCUUUCUCCCAUCACCACCACCACCCUCACCAUCGCCCCUCUCACUACCAUCACUAUCGCAAGCCAGAGAGAGGAGACUCCCCUGUUCCAAACAAGAGCAGCUCUCAGACUUCCACAGUCCAGACCCAAACCUCAAGUACAGGCAAGGAAGGCAAGUCUGUGAGCUUCCUCCUGAAGUCGGAUAAAGGAGAGAGGGAUAAGGAUAGGGACAGAGACAAGGAUAGGGACAGGGACCGAGAUAGAGAGAGGGAUAGGGAUAGGGGUAGAGACAGGGACAGGGACAGGGAGAGAGAAAAAGAUAAAGAUAAGGACAGAGAUAGAGACAGGGACAGAGAUAGGGAUAAGGACAGGGACAGAGAAAGAGACAGAGAAAGGGAUAGAGAUGGAGGGCCGUACUGCUUACAGUUGGAUCUCACUCACUCCACUAGCAGCCAAACAUCUCAAAGCAGUACCAGCUCAACCCCUACGCCAUUGUCCUCAUCCCAACGUCCUCAUUCUCGCCCCCAUCUUCGCUCACACACUCCUCACGGGCUGCCAGCUUACAAGCCUCCCUCCUCGGACAGCCCCCUGCUGUGGACCUACCCCUCCGGUGGCUUCCGGAGACCGCCGGCCUAUGAGAGCCUGAGAGGAAGCUCUCAGACGCCGUCUCUACAACAGCCUUCAAGUCUUACUGGUGUAGGUGAGGGGGCAUCCAAAAGUAAUGGAGGGUCUGCGUCCCUCCAGUCGAAGGUUGGCUUCAUGCCCUGGGACAGCAGCGCCAGCUUAGCUGCAGAUGAGGGAUCUUACUGGCCUAUGCAAAGGAAAUUGUCCUUCAGCCAUGGGAGCAGAGAGACAGAGAAGGAUGAAGGGCGUGCGUGGAAUGGCAGCGCAGAUGCUCUGUUAAGGAUGGACAAGGAGGACAUCUGCAUGGGGUCUCGGGGAGGCCACUCAGGCAUCCCAGUGCACUUCAGUGGUGUCACCAGCAGGGCCCUUGGUCACAGUGAGUCCUUGGCCGGUGUAGAUAGCAGUCCAGGUUUCAGAGCCCUGCCCAGAGUCGGCCUGCCUCUUCCCUGCCAGACGUUUCCUGCCUGUCGCAAUGGAGAAGUGGGGCGGCUGGGCCGCUCCUCCUCUGCUGCUGGGGUGAGACAGGUGGGUGGAGACGUCCAGAGACAGAGCAGCCUACCAGCACGAGAAGCCCUGAAUCAGCUGCAUGGUCUGGCCCAACCUCCAGCGCCCUGCAGUCCCAGCAGUCCCAGUGUGUCUCGGCAGCAGCAGCAGCUUCAGCUACACCAGCAGCAGCUCCAGUUAAAGCAGCAGCUCCAGCAGCUUCAGCAACAGCACCACCUACAGCUGCAGUUCCAGCAGCUCGCCCAGCUGGCACAAGGACAGGCUCCUGUCAGCGGGGGCACCACCCAGUCCACAACGCAGACCCAGAGAGACGGCAAGCUGCUGGAAGUCAUCGAGCGUAAACGCUGCCUGUGCAAAGAGAUCAAGGCCCACAGGCGCCCUGACAAAAGCCUGUGCAAGCAGGACAGCAUGCCCAUCCUCCCUAGCUGGAGACGGACACCUGAGCCUCGUAAGACUGGCACGCCACCCUGCCAGAGGCCACAGGCCGUCGUGUGGGACACGGCUAUCUGAGGUGGAGAGACAGGGCAGCAAGUACAGCACUGAAGAGAGACUAAAAACACAUAUGAGUUGAAAAUGUUUGAACAAUGGAUAAGAAACAAGAGUAAAAAUGGUUUCAGUAACUGGAAAAUUCUUCAAAUGGUUGUGGUGAGAUAAUUACCACAGAGGAGAGAGAGAAAGUUGCUCUUAUUGUGUGAUAAACUGAUCUGAGAGCGGUAAUUAAGGUUAUUGGAGACUUUGAACUCGUUUCGGGGAAAAACAAAAAAAAAGAGGUGGAGAAAAAGAAGUGUUACAAUCAAACUAAAUUAAUCUCUUACCCGGGUAAUUUGUACUUGCUCUGUCCUUUUUGAUGUGUUCUAAUUGCCAAUGAUUUUUUGCCACAAAAUGCCAGUAUUAUUGCUACUAAAUGAAGACACCGACUUAACAAUAAUGGGUGGGAUGUUUUCUGAGAUUGGUGUUGCCAAAUUUCCUCCUGACUACUUGAGACAUAAAGGAAUCAUGUAUUUUCUCCAACACGCAGUUACACAUAGAAACUACUCUGUGGGUGAGAAAAGGCAGACUUAUUGAUAAGUUAUUGAAGUGUUUCUUGAAAUCGUGAAUGCAUAUGAGAUGUCUUGGUAUCAAUAGAUUGUACUUGUGGAUGCAAAUAAUCAUCAUCGAGGAGUAAAAGCUACCUACUGUACCUGUUUGCAUAUUUGUAAUGUAAAUCUAUUUACUUUCUCAACAUUUCUGCAAUUUUAUAGCAAUAUGCUCCCAAUGCUGGAGCAACAUAAUUAAAACUUGUGUCAACUAGCCUAACAUACAUAUCUAAGACUUGAAUAAGUCACAUUUACUGUGUCAUUCUCUGCAUGUCACAAUAGACAUACAGUAUUGUAAAAGAAUAUGUGUAGAGAUGAUCAUGUCCGACUUUUACAUACAGCAGAUCUUCACUAUGAUAACAUGUGGUUGUAGAAAAAGAUGAAUAUAUUGCUUGGAGUAUCAUUAGAAAAGGUGACGUGACAGAUGGCACAUGCUGUGCAGUCCAGCCAAAUAUAGAUACAGAUCAAUGGUACAAAAACUUCAUCACUCAUGCUUAUCCACAGUUGCACAUUAGUGAUAGUUCCACCACACAGAAGCACUGACACCCAUCAACACAGACUGUCCAAUAUGGUGCAACUGAUAAGACUGUGAGUAUUGAUCACCUCAAACAGAAUGCUGGAACAAUCUGCACAAAUAUGGUAAACGCUUAGGAGAAAUUAAAUGCUAAUGCUCUGUAAAUAGAUAUGUACAACUGUAUUGAAAAUGUAGCAAUUAUUUCCAUUUUCAUACUUGUAAUCAAUACAUAUUAUGUAGCAUAUACUGUAUAAACAUAACUUUGUUCACUUGUUUUUUCUAAAAGAAUUAAGUACUUUAUCUGCUGCAGCCAGUCCAUGCAUUACUCAUAGUUCUACUAAUAAACAGUAAGCCCUCUAAAGAAAGGCACAGUCCAACAGUUGUUUAUUUAUUUAUGCAAGACUCCCUUUAAGCUGUGUCAUUGUUUUAUUUAUGCCUUUUUUCUACAUUCAUUUUUAUUUGUGUACAGAUCUCAACAGCUCUUUGUCUUGACAUUUUGAAUACUUUGCUGCUAUCUUGAACUACUGGUGUUGUUCAUUCAACUACAUGGUGUUACCAUGAGAAACAUUAUUAAUAUAGUGGUUAUUGUUACAUAUUUGUUUUAUUUCUGAAAGCCACGUGAA